This is a messenger RNA of Helianthus annuus (common sunflower), 1272 nucleotides long. Its product is annotated as BURP domain protein RD22. The record is from RefSeq and is a predicted model, not a curated record. The transcript has 3 exons. The coding region runs from base 22 to 1158 and encodes 378 amino acids. Lineage: Eukaryota; Viridiplantae; Streptophyta; Magnoliopsida; Asterales; Asteraceae.
UAAUUAUUUAAGUGUUGCUUUAUGCAUGAUGAACAUCAUCGCCCACCUUAUAAAUUAGCUAUCAAACCUAGUCUUCAAUCAUCAUCAAAAUCUCCAAUGAGGUUCCCUCUUCUCCAUCGUUGUUAUUUGCUUCUUUCGCUAGCACUAGCAGUUGUGGAAAGUCAUGCAGUAACUCCUGAAGUGUACUGGAAGCAUAUGUUGCCAACCACACCUAUGCCAGAAGCAAUUAAGGAAUCUUUAAUAGAAUGGAGUGAUGAAACGAGCAUUGCACCCUUUGACCAGCUAAAACAUGAUCUAAUACGGUGGUUUACAGAAGGGGAUGAUGAAAUGAUCACCGCGACCAGAGUCGGAAAACAAGUGCCAGGGCCGAAUGUUGGUGUUAGAAGAGGGGGUAAAGGAGUGCACUACGGAAACCGAAGGAAUCCGGGUUCUGUAGGGGUACAACCUGGUGUAAAUCCAUUUGUGUACAAAUAUGCUGCCUCCAAAGAUCAGCUAAAAGAUGAUCCAAAUGUAGCAUUGUUUUUCUUGGAAAAAGACUUGCAUCAAGGCAUAGAAAUGAACCUACAUUUCACGAAAAAUGACCAAAAAUCGAUGUUUUUACCGCGAAAAGUUGUGGAUUCAAUACCCUUUUCAUCAAAGGAUCUCCCACAAAUCUACAACCGUUUUUCGGUUAAACCUGACUCAAUGGAAGGUCAAGACAUGAAGCAAACACUUAACGAAUGUGAGAAUAAAGGCAUCGAAGGUGAAGAAAAAUAUUGUGCGACUUCGUUAGAAUCUAUGGUCGAUUUUGUUACUACAAAGUUAGGUAAAAAGGUGAAGGCGAUUUCAACUGAGGUGAAUGCUAAAGAAAGCACUCCGUUACAGAAGUACAAAGUUGAGCUCGUUAAAAAGCGAGGUAGGGAUAAAGUUGUGGUUUGUCAUAAACAAAUCUACCCAUACGCGGUGUUUUAUUGCCAUGAAACCGUUGCUACUCGAGCGUAUGCGGUUUCUGUGGUGGGUGUGGAUGGUAUGAAAGUGAACGCUAUGGCGGUUUGCCACAUUGAUACCGCGAAAUGGAACCCAAAACAUUUGGCGUUUCAAGUGCUUAAAGUGAAACCAGGAAGGGUUCCUAUUUGCCAUUUCUUGCCUGAAGAUCAUGUUGUUUGGGUUCAAUAUUAAUAAUAAUAAUAACUAGUUGUAAGACCCGUGUGAAUACACGGGUAUGUUUAAUAACGAUCGAAAUCAAAUACUAAAAAACAUAUUAUAAUAUAUCAUUUAAAUUCUUUGCGUUUA